Heterobasidion irregulare TC 32-1 is the source of this 2966-nucleotide messenger RNA. RefSeq names its product major facilitator superfamily. Gene Ontology annotation, biological process: carbohydrate transport; transmembrane transport. The coding region runs from base 531 to 2168 and encodes 545 amino acids. The record is from RefSeq and is a predicted model, not a curated record. NCBI's taxonomy places the organism in Eukaryota, Fungi, Basidiomycota, Agaricomycetes, Russulales, Bondarzewiaceae. Gene Ontology annotation, cellular component: membrane. The transcript has 3 exons. Gene Ontology annotation, molecular function: carbohydrate:proton symporter activity.
CGUUUACUCCCGUUUGCUGAACUCACUCACUUCGCACAUCAGAUUUUCACAUUACCCGUUGGUUCAACAGCACUGCGGCGGAAUGAAGCGGCCAGAACAGAUCCGAAUGCAUCACGAGUGGUAUCACUCGCAGUUAGCUAUCGAUUCCUUACACGGAAUGGGCGGAUAUGUAUUUCUGCCCAGUCACGACGGUCAUCUCCGCAGUAUUCAGAGGAGAUAAGGCGUGUGUACAAUAUCCGCCUGUUCACAUAUGUAUUCGAAUGAUCAUAGUCUUGAUACUAAUCUUUGUGGGUCACAGAAGUACGAGUUGUCGAUCGAGCCUGGCUCCUCCGUUCUGCUCCUUUCUACUCUAAGACUGAAUCGCGUUCACGUCCAGUCCGCGAAACCUCAAUGUACUCAUCGCGGAUGGCUGGCUGGCCGGAUUUCUGGCCUGGUCCACCUCGUAAUGCUCUCCUAACAGAAUCGACGUUGCACCACUUGUUCGGUCCUCGUCCUCCCUCCGAUACCACCGUUCUUCACUUUCAGUUGGCAUGGAUCAUCUGAAACCUACCACAUAUACAGUCCGCUAUCCUCGAUGGAUGGUUGGCAGGCCGCUCCUCGCCGCGUCGUCUGCGCUAGCAUCUCUCGGUGAUGCUAUGUUUGGGUACAGCCAAGGUGUAAUUGCGGCCAACCAGGUUCAGCCCGCCUUCAUCAAGAGGAUGUUUAAGAAGGUAGUUACGUUGGAUCAAAUACAAGCUGGUCACAGUGGCGUGAAUCCAACCGUGUUGGCCAUCACGGUCGCUUGUCUGAAUAUCACCGCUGCUAUAUCCGCGAUGGGUGCGGCAUACGUCUGCGACAUCCUUGGCCGACGCAUGUCUGUUCGCAUAGGCGCCGUCAUUUAUUUUUUUGCUUCCUUCAUCCAGAUGUUUGCUCCAAACCUUGCAACGCUUAUUGUAGGUCGGUGCAUCCAGGGCGUCGCCGUCGGUAUGCUCUCUAUGACUGUGCCCGUCUUGCAAUGUGAGAUUGCGCCUGGCCAUGCUCGGGGUGUCUUCGUGUCCAUCGAAUAUCUUUGCCUCAACGGUGGCUAUGUGCUCUCUGCGUGGGUCGGCUACGGGUUCUUCUUUGCUAUGCCUAGCGAGAUCGCGUGGCGUGGGCCCUACAUCAUUCAAGCUGUCAUGGCAUUCAUCCUUAUUUUGUGGACCUUUGUCCUCCCCGAGACACCUCGUUGGCUCAUCAAGAACGGAUUCAAGGAGGAAGGGCUAUGUGCGCUCGCCGAUCUCACGGGACACGGCGACCCCAUGGAACCUGAAAUCCAAAAAAGCUACGCCGAGAUCGUCGCGGCGAUCGCCUACGAAGACACGUUUGGUCAGGCGUCUUGGGCGCAGCUCUUCAAACAGUACACGCGCCGCAGCGUCGUCGGCAUCACCUGUCAGAUGUUUGCCCAGCUCAACGGGAUCAACGCAAUCUUGUACUUUCUACCCACAAACCUGACACGCGCCGGCUUCACCGUCUCUAAAGCACUACUCUAUUCUGGCGCGUGCGCGCUCAUCUAUUGUGCGGGGACUGUUCCAACUAUGUUCUAUAUUGACAAGUGGGGCAGGAGGUUCUUCUUGCUUUUCGGAAGCGCAGCUUUGGUGGCGUCACUUGCAGCCAUCGGCGGGCUGCAGUUUUACUCUGACAGUCUUCCCGAAGGUCCUGUAAGGAUGCCAGCCGCCAACGGCAUUUUCACCGCUGUGUGUAUCUACCUGUUUUUCUUUGGCGCAACUUGGGGUCCAACGCCUUGGUUGCUCGGUGCAGAGAUCUUCCCUCUUCGUGCACGCGCAAAGGGUAUGGCGUUGUCGACAAUUUCCAACUGGAUCUUCAACUUUAUCAUCGCCUUCAUCACCCCGCCUCUCUUCUCAGCCAUUCACGGAGGGUACUACUUCCUCCUCCUCGGUUUCUGUGCCAUCUCAGGCGUUUUCGUGUAUUUCGUAUACCCCGAGACGGCACAUCUCACGCUGGAGGAGCUUGGCGAAGCCUUCGGCGACAAAGUCAUGGACGAUGGGAAGCUGCUAACACCUGUCGUGCCACCCAACGCAUUGGGACACCCCGAGGAACCUCAAGACGUGAAGGCAGUAAUCGAGCAAGUAGAAAAGGCGCAGGAGGAUAUACGUACGGUUGGAGGCAGCACGGCCAACAUCAAUCACUAGGCGUUCGAGCUCGAUUCCAAAUAGAGACCGAAAAAUACUCAUAUAUGCGUACGAAUCCAACAUAACUAGACGCCGUGAUAUGCUAUGCUACAUGAUGUUUGCGACUAGAGAGCAGUGACGGAUGUGCGAAGAGACCGAAAGCCAUGCGUGUGAGCGAAUGCAAGAAAAAAUAACAGCUGAAAACAGUCCAAGAACCUGAAGCAAGAUACAUGAAGAAAAAUUACCUUAGCCGUCGCGCGUAGUGUGAUCAACGUCACUGAGAUCCGAGCUUGAGUCGUUGAUGAGGUCGCCCCAGACGGAAGGAAGGGAUUCGAAUUCAAGCAUUGAGCCACCGGAAGAUACAUCGCUCAAGGCCAAACUCCCGUCGAGCUCUUGAGAGUUCAUCGCGUCAAGCCUUUCAAUUAUGUCAACCAUCUUGUUCACCAUUUUCCUGGGGAUCUGGAAGGCAGCGGGGCGUGAAGGGCUGGUAGUUCGAGAGUUCGAGAGGUCAUCGCGUACAGACAUAUGGAGAUGUGGCUGGCCCUGAACUGGAGAAGUGACCGGGUCGAGUUGCGGAUUCGCGGUGUCAGAUGGCGAUUUCGCAGAAGAGCGCGUAGGGCCAAUGUCUGCGCCCUCUUCGUCAGAAACGGGUGCAGUGUCUUUCUCUGUUGCUUUUCGGCUCCCCAUAUGUCCAACAGAAUGUGUAGACUGAUCCUUCCUGCCAUAUGUACCCAACCGAUGUUGAAUAGGAACUCCAUUGAAGGAAAUGGCUUGGAGCGGGGUAUGGGGCUGUAAGACGGGAGAAUGAGCCUGGGACGG